Eleginops maclovinus (Patagonian blennie) is the source of this 4546-nucleotide messenger RNA. It is a transcript of the gene ap1ar, whose product is annotated as adaptor related protein complex 1 associated regulatory protein. The record is from RefSeq and is a predicted model, not a curated record. NCBI's taxonomy places the organism in Eukaryota, Metazoa, Chordata, Actinopteri, Perciformes, Eleginopidae. Gene Ontology annotation, molecular function: AP-1 adaptor complex binding; kinesin binding. Bases 153 to 1049 code for a protein of 298 amino acids. Gene Ontology annotation, biological process: negative regulation of substrate adhesion-dependent cell spreading; negative regulation of cell motility; regulation of Arp2/3 complex-mediated actin nucleation. Gene Ontology annotation, cellular component: endosome. The transcript is spliced from 10 exons.
CACAUGACUCUGUCAUCAUCGGGAGAGGAAGGAGGAUGAGGAAGUAGCUGCUGGAGCAGGACUGGAGAUGUAGCUUCCCACACCAAUGCACCAGCAUCUGUCAGGACUUUACUAGCUAGGCAGCUAGAUAAUAGUAAUAUUUUUACAAUGCGAUGGGUAACUGCUGGGCAUACUGUUCUGGGCUCUUCCGGAGAGAGGCCAACAGGAUCCAGAGAGGAGGCGGUUCAAAAUACUUCCGGAGCACCACCACAGGGGAACAUUAUACAAUAGAGUUUGAAAAUCUGGUAGAGAGUGAUGAGGCUGAGAGCCCACAGCCCUGCCCGAGGCCCAUCAAUGAAGAUGAGAUCAAGAACCUUAGGGAGCACCGCUACACUGCACUUUCAGAUCAACAGAUCGUGAUUGACCAAAAGCUGCAAGCGGAGUUAGAGGCACAAGAGGAGAAGUUGAGGCUAGAAGAGGAGGCUAGAAAUGCCGCCCAGCGCGAGUCCGCCAGGUUGGCGCGUGAACGAAAGUUGAAGGAGCAGCUGUCUGCCCAGAGGACACGGGGGAAAGCAGAUGGCUCCGGCGGUGAAACUCAGCAAAGAAAGGCUCCCGGGGAUUUUGACGUCUACCUCCAUCAUGUGAAGGCCCAGUCGGACGCCUUCAGGAGCAACAGACUGCCGUCAGACACAAACGUGGUGACCCCCAACACUGAGUACAGCUGGGACUUCACCACCAAGACACGCUCCACCAACGACGACGGCACCUCGCUGGAUCUAGAGUGGGAAGACGAGGAAGGAAUCAAUCGUGCUCUUCCAGCCUGGGAGAGGUCUCGGACGGAGGAGGACAUCCUGCGCGCCGCCCUCAAGCCCGGCGGCAAGCAGUUGACCAGCGGCCCCACCUCCACCUCGGAGGACUCCUACGCACUGGAGUGGGAGAACGAUUUUGUGAGUACGCACCCAGAGGACAGCGCAGACACUGAGUUCGAAGGGUUCGUCAAUCCCGUCCUAGACACUCCCUCUGAGGACGCGUCGGACCCUGGCCUCAAGUUGGACCAUCAGGACAGAUAGUGUCCAGCACCAAAUGAGACGUUUGUUCUGUCCUCUCUAUGUCAAAGCUCACCAGCUUCGGCCUCAUCGAAUGGAAACUCUUCAUAUUUCUGGACUCUGACGCUGUGGGAAUAUGUUGUGCUACUCACUACAGUACGCUGUAGUGAUGUCUUUAUCAAAUACUCAUUUUUCAGUGCCUUCAUUUGCCAUAUUAGCCGACCAUAUAUGCAUUGUAACUUACACAGAUCAGUUACCAUCCAUUACAAUUAAAGACGUUGUGUAAAAAAUAAAUUCUAGGCAACUACAGAAUGAGCGCUAACGUUAGCUUAAAGCUGCAUUCACAUGAUUCGCGGUAAAGCGGCCCGGCGCUGAAAUUACCGUUCUGUUUCUAUGGAGACAGCAGUGGCAAAAUUGUCGCUCAGCAAUGCGCUCAAAGUUCAAAUCAUUUUAAUAUUGAUCUUGUUUACCGCUGACCUUUCGACGAACCACCAGUCAGAUGACAACUGAAUUAGCGGCGCCAGCUAGCAAGGAGGUAACUAAUCUCAACUCGCUGUUUUCACAGCAAGGCUCUGCGCUCAAACCCCACGUGAGCAAAGAGAAAGUUGCGCAACACGUGAAUGCAGUUUAACAGAAACCUUGAUCCUUAAAGUUAAUUAAAGAGUUAAAAUGAACAAAAACUACUUAUCUGAAAUCUCAAGUGCCGCACAAAUUUACCUCGAGGCGGUCUUCCGGUCAGACAAUUUUUGCUAGGGUGGGUUAAAUCGUAUAGUUCUGAUAAUCCAGCAGGUGAAAUUAUUUCAACCCGAGGAGUUUAAGGCACACAACACAAGGUGACGCUAAAGCAGCAAGCAAGAACAUUUUCAUUGACAACGAUAACAAAGAGCUGCACCAAAGUUUUUUAAACACCCCCUGUUUAAACAAUCAUACAGAAAAUACCCCAACAUAAAAACGCUGUGUGUUUUAAUCACAGACGCAAACUAGACUUUUCAAUUGUUGUAAUUUAUUACUGUUGUUUUUAAAGCCCAGCAUGAGCAUGUCUCUGCAUUUGAACUUUCCUAACUGUUGAGUAGGGCUCUAACAAUACAUUGAUCUGGAUCAAUUCAGUGUUUUAAUGAUCCGAUAUCAUCCAUGCAAAGUGAAAACAUGACACGCCCUUAUUUUUUAAAAUAAAAACAAAUAACAGAUUUUAAUUUAAAUGUCUAAAAGAGCCCCUUCACAAAAUUGUCAAAUUAUAUUAUCGAUGCCUUUAGAUAGUUUUCAUAAAUAAAAACUGACUGUGGUAAACGGGCAUAUGAUAUGGUCCCAAAUCGAAUGCAGACCCCUGAAGGGAAGUGAAUGGAAACUUGUGAUAUCAGCAAAUGUGUUGUAUCUUUUUUAGGAAGAGUGACUAUAUCUGAACCGUACAAAACAUGUUGUUUACGUCCGUACUAGCUAGCAGCAGCAGAUUGUCAUGACUUUUGGUUUGUAAAGAAAAUACACAAAGCAAAAAGCAUCAACAAACUACAGCAACUUUAGCAUCACUAAAUCCUGUUGAGCCUGGACCCAAGAUCGUUUCUGCAGACGCUCUGGGCACAACAUUCAUACUUUUUUGUAUAAUUUUUUUACUGUUUAAUUGAGGGUGGUACGCCUGGGUGUAGAGCAUGUCAUGAAGAUCAACAAAUAUGGUACGUAAUGUAUGAGACAGUCAUUUACAAUUUAGGUCAAAACAGCUUUCAUAUCUGAUUUAAAUGUAUCAAUAUUCAGGUCGGUGUUCAUAGGAAUAAAGAAACUCUCAGUGUCCGUUUGCAGUUCCAAGCCCGGUGGUUUUAUGGUUAGAAAUAUACAUAUUUCUAAAAACAUCUGCCAACAAAGAAACAUUUUAUACCAUUUUCUUGAAGUUCAAAAACAAUAGCACAGAACAGCGACAUCAUUGCCAGAACUCAAAAUAUAUUAUGGAUUAUUAAGGAGAGUGUUCUUCUGCACCUCUACACACAGUAUAUAUACAGCUCUGGAAAAAAUUAAGAGACCACUCCAAAUUUUUCUUAAAUCUUUAUCUCUACAUGUAUGGCAGCCUUUCCGGUGUUAGUUGAAUUCCAACACAGAGAUAAAUUGUCAGUUGUUUAAAGAAUACAAUUCAUUUAACUCAAAGACAAAUCUCUAAAUAAAAAAACAAAGAGAAAAUGAUAAUGCUGAAGUGGUCUCUUAAUUUUUUCAGGGGCUUUAUGUUCCCUAUUCCAAAAAUAAAUAAAUAUCUAAACUGGCAAUUUCGUUUCUCAUCUUUAAUUCCAGUAAUGCGCUUUAACUGUUUUUUUGUUAUUGUGGAUCAUAGCUCUGAUAUACAUUGCAGAGGAAUAGCUGAAGAAUGUACAAAUAUGUGGAACAAACAUCACUUUAUUUAGCAGCUUAGAAAAAUCACGGUUGAUUUCUGAUCAGUUUCUGGCAUUAGGUGUUCAAAAUGUCUUCAGGAGACAAAUUAUUUAAUUUAAUAUGAAAUUACUCUGGACUAAAGACAUUAAUAAAUCCGUAUCUUAUUAUUGAUUAUGGUUUAAAAUAAAAGCAAUAUUUUGUGGAGAUAAUGUGAAAAGAUGGAGGUCAUGAAACAUUCAAAAUGUGGUGUAAUAAUAUUAAUAGAUCUAAUGCUGCUCUCCGGAAUCUGCUGUAUACAUUAAUCUACUUCCUGUGCUUGGACCCUCGCAAACAUUUGUGUUUCACAUUAAUUAUUUAACCUGUUUGAAUCAAAGGUAGUUCACUGAUUGCACUCCAGUGUGGAUUUUUGAUUUUGGUGUUAUUAUCUCUUAGAAAACAUUCAAUGAAAUGAUUUUUAUUGUGUGAGAAAAGGAAACUGAUCCGAGGAAUGUGCACUGCUCUUUGAAGUGUGUAGACAAGACCAAGUUGAUUUUCAUUUCUUAUUUCACUUUGACUUUUGGUAUGAUAUUAUUUCUGAUUAAUCACUGUAACUUUUCUGUACAUUUACAUUACUUGUCACACUGAGCCUGAAAUAAAAUAUAGAAAAAAUGCAUCCUGCAACACCUGCACUGUAAUGACCAAAUGCAAAUUGAGAUGAAGCACAGCUAGAUGUAAUACAUUUAAAUAGAAACCUUACUUUCACAAUUACUAGAAGUAAAUUCUAACAUUUAGCAUGUGUGAAAUAUCGCCUUAAAAAUCACAAAGUACAAAACUCAAAGAGUGACAGACCAAACUUAAAGGCGACUUCAGAGAACUACAAAAAAGAAAAAGCAAAAUGAAAAUGAAACUUUCAUCACAACACACAUCAAAGAAUCUACAAUACAUGUUUAAACAUAAAAUUGCGUAAAUUUAGGUACAGUAUGGACUCGGAGGUGUUAUGAGACAAAAUAUGGGGCUGCCUUUCAUUUAUAUUCCACUGUGUUUCUGUGUUUUGUUUCAUCUCUGAACAUUUUCAAGGGUUCAAGUCCCUUUAAAGGAAUCUAUGCUGAUGAAAAACUGUAAGAUUGUGCACCAAAGCCUAUUUACUCUGUACAGCUUAUCAUGUUUUAUUAAAGUUGGUUAUAGUAUCUUUA